GACACAGUUUUGUAAUGGCAUGGGCAGAUUCACAGAAAUGUUCUGUAACAGUUAGCAAGAAUAACUCAUCGGGAUAUUUAAUCAUUUAAUCAUUAAAGAGGACAUUUUGUGAUAAACUCAACAGCGAUGGCUCUCUCGCGCUUCAAGGACCUUUUCCAGUGUUCUAGAGCGGCUGUGAUUGGCAUGAUCCAUGUCAAGGCACUUCCGGGAACGCCCUUGAAUCGCCACGGAAUUAAUGAGCUGGUGGAGAUGGCUCGUCAGGAAGCCUUUGCAUACAAAGAGGCCGGUGUUGAUGGUGUCCUGGUGGAAAAUAUGUUUGACAUACCCUACCUCAUGGGAGCAUCGUUAGGGCCCGAAGUUGUAGCCACCAUGACAAGGGUUUGCCAGGAGGUGCGCAGUAUCAUUCCCAAACGCAUUCCUUGUGGCAUUCAGAUCCUUGCAGGAGGGAAUAAGGAAGCUCUGGCUGUUGGGAAGGCUUGCGGACUCCAGUUCAUCCGAGCAGAGUGCUUUGUAUUCUCCCACGUGGCUGACGAAGGGCUCAUGAAUGCAUGCGCUGGGCCUCUGCUAAGAUACAGACGUUCCAUUGGUGCUGAGGAUGUUUUGGUUUUCACUGACAUUAAGAAGAAGCACAGUUGGGACUGUGCACAUUCCAUAACAAGUGAUGUUGGGAUAGCAGACACAGCAGAAGCAGCCAAGUUCUUUCUUGCCGAUGGUGUCAUUCUUACUGGUUCUGCGACGGGACAGGAAGCUGAUCACCGUCAGCUAGAAAAUGUCAUAAGCAAAGUGGACCUGCCAGUGUUGAUUGGGUCAGGAGUCACCAGUGAUAAUGUUCAUAAGUACAUGGAUGCCCAUGGGUUCAUAGUUGGCUCGCAUUUCAAAACAGGAGGAAGGUGAGUGUCUCUGGAAAAUAAUAUUGCAGAUAAAUAGGAUA
Penaeus vannamei (Pacific white shrimp) is the source of this 931-nucleotide messenger RNA. RefSeq lists its product as uncharacterized. NCBI's taxonomy places the organism in Eukaryota, Metazoa, Arthropoda, Malacostraca, Decapoda, Penaeidae. The record is from RefSeq and is a predicted model, not a curated record.